AUGGCAAAGCAGUUAGCAAGAAAUCUGAGGAAGGUAAGUAAAUUUCUACUUAAUAGCUUUAAUAAUUUGCACAUGUGCACAUCUAUAAUUAUCUCUAACCAUGCAAGGAUGACAUAUUGCUUAGUGCAAUCUGCAUGCCUUUUGUUAACGCAUUUAAAAUUUAACUGUUCAUAUGAGAAAUAAGUCAGCCUGGCUAGGCAAGAUCUCACCUUGCGCUGGAUGGGAUCUCUGUCAAGUAGGGAUGGGGAUUUUUUGCCGAUUUCGACCUAUAGUGUAAUAUUGAACGACAAAGUUUUAAAUACAAGCAAAAAAUAAACAGAAAAAAUAAACCUGAGACACUUACUAUAUGUAACGUCCUUGUACAAGAUGCAGUUUGUGUAACCAAAAAAUAGUUCGAAGACGCAAUGUUUACAUAAUUUUGCGGUCCCACCGAGGCGGGAUAUUAGGCAGGAUAGCAACAGUCAUAUGAACACAGGAAUAAUUCAUGCCACUCAGGUAAGCCUCUCGAGAAACCCCGCUCAUAUGAACAGGCCCUAACACCUUACACCUGUUCGAACAGGCUUCCCAGAAAUACAGUAAAAACCCGCAUAAUAAAAGAAACACUAUUUUUUAUGUUAGGCUAGCUGAAGUGCUUCUUAUAUAAUGGGUACUUAACUAGUAGUGAGGGAUCAGGCUGAACUGGUUUUUAAAUUAACUAGUUCUUAUUUCAAGCCUAAAACAAUUAAUACUUGUUAGUGUUUCAAAUCAUUUGUAAAAUCAAGAAAAUACAUGAAGUAAAAUUGAAUUUAAAUAUACGUUCACAAAUUUCAGUUAAUAAAUAUCUUCGACAGUUUCCACAAGCCGAUCUCCUUUGAUUAAUAUACAUUGUUGACUUUUUUGGCCACCCUUUUAAUAAAAAGACAUGAUAUAGAUAUUAGUGAUUUCCUCAUAUAUAGCUGCGGUCCUUUGAUCCCAAUGGAAUGUGCAUGCUGAAUAAAUACCAAUCAGUUUUGUUUAUUUAAAUGUAAAACAACGCUGAUAUUAAUGACAAGUUAAUUUCAAACUAUAAUUUAGAGAUUAACUAAAUGAUAUAGUUAUAUUAUGUAACCGACAUCAUUAAGUUAAUGCUUGGUUCAAAUUGGCCGUGUCACAACUUUAAACCCAAAAUAUCGGCGAUAUUGAAUCGUCAUUGUUGCCAUAACGACGGGAUUAGCAAUUCCUUUUUUUGCGAAAAAAUCCAACUCUGUAGUUGUUAUUUUUCUAGUCGGACUUUCUUUGCCUUUUAAUUUAACAAAUAUGAAUUGUCGAAAAAUUGGGUCUAAAUCAGAGAUCUUCCAUUUCCUAGUAAACUGUAGGGAACCACCUUAAGUUGUAAUCCACCAACGGUAAUCGACAGCAAAAGUUUUGUGUAUUCCACUGUCACAUGCACACCUUCAUAUUUUCUUUAAUUUAUUGUGUCAUAAUAUCUACUAAAAUUUUAUGCACUUUUUAAAAUAUAGUCGAUUUACAGUCCGACUGCGUUUUGGAAUGAAACUGCGCGCCCAAUUAAUACACGCGGAUUUUGAAAUGCCGGAAACGUCCGAAGUCGAGUUUUUGAACUGACUAAUUUUCUAACUCUGUAAUUUACUAUAAUAGUAUUUUAGAAACAUUUCAAGGUGCCUGUGGGAUAUCUCCCGGCCUCUACUUUCUAAACAUGAAUUAACAAGAAUGGGUAGAAGCAAAGUUGUUUUGAAACUGUUGUUGUAGCUGGAGCAAUCUUAUAUUUUUUCAGUAGUUAAGUAGCGGAUUGCUUUCAAGGAACAGCCGCUAUUCGCUACUUUUCAAAUUUCUCAUCAAUCGACUGAAUGUAUAAACAGAAAUUGCAUCACACCAAAUCUCAUUACCAGAAUGUGCAAAUUUUUUAUCCUGCUGACCUGCUAUUAGUCCACCGCCAAAAAGUCAACCACUUUUGCUAAUUAAAUAUUGAUUUCUUCCGCGUUUGGUUCAAUAGUUAUUAAUGAGUAUGAGAAUUUAUUUUAAAACUUCGACGUUUCACCCAAACUAUCGCAGCUUACUGUAGAAUACCACCUUCACUGGACCUCCACGUUUGAGAUGUCAUGAUAUUAUCAUUUAGAAAUUGAAGUUCAGUCAAAGAGAGGUCCAUUUCAUUGGCCAUCCUGGUUGCGUCCGUCUUGGUUUCCAACGAGAAACACAACACGUCCUACACGUCCGAUUUGGCCGUGGCGUCCCUCGUGGCGUCCUUCGUGGCGUCCUUCGUGGCGUCCUUCGUGGCGUCCUUCGUGGCGUCCCUCGUGGCGUCCCUCGUGGCGUCCCUCGUGGCGUCCUUCGUGGCGUCCUUCGUGGCGUCCCUCAUGGCGUCCCUCAUGGCGUCCCUCGUGGCGUCCUUCGUGGCGUCCCUCGUGGCGUCCCUCAUGGCGUCCCUCGUGGAAUCCCUCGUGGCGUCCCUCAUGGCACCCAUCAUGGCGUCCAUCAUGGAACCCUUGGCCUUCAUGGCGACCCAGCCGUUUAUGGCCCACGUGGAAUCCAUCAUGGCGUCCAAGUCGUCCCUCAGAACGUCCAACCCGUCCAAUUUGGCCGUCUUGGUCUGGUUGGCUAUUCGGAAAACGUGCUCUUGGUACUGGUGAACGUGCUCGUGUGA
Paramuricea clavata is the source of this 2617-nucleotide messenger RNA. The record is from the annotation of a GenBank genome assembly. NCBI's taxonomy places the organism in Eukaryota, Metazoa, Cnidaria, Anthozoa, Malacalcyonacea, Plexauridae.